CCUUGGUGCACGUAGCAGUUGCGCUCCAAGGCGUGGGGCAGACAAGCAGCCCGGAGUGUGUGUAUGGGGGGUGGGGGGAUCAACCAACGGGAGGCCGCAGAUACGCGAAGCGGAGGAACCAAAACGGCAAACGAAACGUUUCCUCCCUUUCCUAAUUGAUAUUCCCUUCGCCUCGCCCGCCACGGCGCCGCCGCCGCCUCCGCUCCAGAUCCGACCACCCCAAAAAUAGCGCCCCCCAAAACCCUACCCCGCCCCCCGCCGCCGGACUAAACCCCAUCCCUUUCGCGGCCGCCGCCAUGGCCGGCCCAUCCGGCGCCUCCUCCUCUCGCGGCCUCGGCAUCGACCGCUUCUACAGCCCGCCCCACGUCCGCCGCCAGCAGCAGGAGGAGCAGCAGCAGCUCCUGCGGCUCAAGGGGAUGAGCCAGGGACAGAGACCGGCCUCGGCACUGACGCCAAGGGCUGCGAGGCAGAAGCCGCCGCCGCCUCCGGGGACGGCGGAGACUGCCGCAGCCGCGCCCAGGGAAGUGGAACAGCGGGCUGACGGAGCUGUUCCACCGUCGGUGCCGUCCGUUGCCAAGGCGGCGGCGAUGGUGUUGGUGGGCCCGGCGCCGGCGCCCGCGGCGGCCGCAGAUGAGGCGGGGAAUCUGGAGAGGUUCCUCAGCUCCACCACGCCCUCCGUGCCCGUGCAGUACUUGCCCAAGACAAGCAUGAGGGAUUGGAGGAGUGGUGAUGCUAUGAAUUCACCACCGUAUUUCUGCCUCGGAGAUCUCUGGGAUGCUUUCAAGGAGUGGAGUUUUUACGGGGCUGGUGUCCCCCUUGUGUUAAAUGGCAGUGAUUCUGUGAUACAGUAUUAUGUGCCAUACCUUUCUGCUAUACAGCUGUAUGCAGACCCAUCAAGGCUUUCAGCAAGGAGCAGGCAUCCUUGGGAGGAAAGUGAUGGGGAAUCUAUGGAUACUAGCAGCGAAGGUAGCAGUGAAACUGAUGUUGACCAAUUAAGAUUAAGUGGUUCAUCCCUGGAAGCUACAUUCCCAUUGGAGGGUGGUUUUCAAAGGGAUGACAGUGAAAUACAUUCACCAUCAACUCGUCCAGUAUUUGAGUAUCUUGAGACAGAUCCACCGUUUGGAAGAGAACCUUUAACAGACAAGGUAUCAAUCCUUGCAAGUAAAUUUCCAGAUUUGAAGACAUUCAGAAGUUGUGAUCUGCUGCCAAUCAGUUGGAUGUCUGUUGCAUGGUACCCGAUCUAUAGAAUCCCAACUGGACCAACACUCAAGGAUCUAGACGCAUGUUUCUUGACAUUUCAUUACUUAUCAACACCUUCCAAGGAUACUGAUCCCAGUACACCAGCAAGCCCCCGUUUCGGGGGCAUCAACCUCUGUAUGAACGAAGCUGGUAAGCUAACAUUGCCGGUCUUUGGACUGGCAUCAUACAAACUGCGGAGCUCCAUUUGGUCAUCAAAUAGGCCCAAGGAGCAGCAACUUGCAGCCUCGCUUAUGCAGGUGGCAGAUGACUGGCUUCGCCACCGUCAAGUGUAUCAUCCAGACUUCCGGUUCUUUCUCACCCACUACAACACAGCACGGAGAUGACACCGGUUGCUUCAGCUUUCGUUGUAAAUUGUUUUUAGUAUUUUCUGUUGUCGGCUGAGCCGGGCUGCUUGUAACACUAUGUUGAUCGUUGUGUAACAUAGCGUUUACACCUUGGAACUUUCUGUACCGGUCGAUAGUUUAACACCAGAAGCUAAUUUGUAAUGUCUCCAAUAUUUUUUUGUUUGGUGUAGGUAAACUUUUGAGAGGAGUAAAGAACAUAAUGGAGACCUGUAAGACACAAAACUGAUUACUAUAAAAUUUAAAUUCAUAGACUUGAGGACA
Molecule: messenger RNA, 1865 nt
Organism: Phragmites australis (common reed)
Lineage: Eukaryota; Viridiplantae; Streptophyta; Magnoliopsida; Poales; Poaceae
Exons: 6
Coding region: 297-1583 (428 amino acids)
Source: RefSeq, a predicted model, not a curated record